This is a messenger RNA of Microbotryum saponariae, 1877 nucleotides long. The record is from the annotation of a GenBank genome assembly. NCBI's taxonomy places the organism in Eukaryota, Fungi, Basidiomycota, Microbotryomycetes, Microbotryales, Microbotryaceae.
AUGGUCAAGGCUCUGGUGCAGGAUGCGGCGCCCAAGAGGAUGUGAGUACUUGGUCGGAGCUCGAGCGUUCGCCGGGGAUCGGGAGGGGGUCCGUAGUGGUGGUUAGUGGUGGGGUGGGAGGAUGGAAAGUCGUAGUGGAUGGGCUCUACGGGGCUGAUCCCUUGGUGGAGCAGGAGAGUCGGGAGGAGACAUCAGGGCUGCGGAGCACGCCGACAGCACUUGCCACAACAUGUGCUAGCCCCUGACCCAUUCCAUGAUAUACCGAUACAAUUGCUGAUCGUUGUCCCAUCCUUCGCAACCCUCGGCUCGCACCCACUCUGGCCCACCUCCGGUCGACGCGCGCUUCCACCUUCGCAGCAAGCACAUCCAGUUCUCGGUGCUGUCCUCGCAAGAGAUCGUCGCCAUCUCCGAGUUCGAAGCCAACCAACGCGAUCUCUACAAGGCCGAGGACCGCUCGCCCGUGCCCCAUGGUGUGCUCGACCGUCGCUUGGGCACGAGCAACAAGACCGAUCGCUGCGAAACCUGUGGACUUGCGCUCGCGGACUGCGUAGGCCAUCAUGCGUACAUCAAGUUGGUCCUGCCCGUGUUCCAUAUUGGGUAUUUCCGUCAUUGCUUGAACAUUCUUCAGUCGAUCUGCAAGGUGCGUUCCAGAGCACACCCGAGCAGCGAGCAGCCAGCUCCGCGCGCCAAAGUUGACAGGGGCUCCACACCCAUUCGAUCCUGUUGUACAGAACUGCUCUCGGGUGCUCUUGGAUGCGACCGAAUACCGUCGCUUCCUCGCUCUCUUCCGUCGGCCCAACCUCGACACCCUCACCCUCUCGGCCCUCUCGCGCCAACUACAGACCCAGUGUCGCAAGUGCGCCAUCUGCCCUUACUGCGGCUCCAUCAACGGCGUCGUCAAAAAGAUCGGACCCAUGCGCAUCGGACACGAAAAGUUCCGAGGUCGCAACAAGACGCGCGAGGUCGGCCAUGACGGAUCGCAAGAGACCGCGGGAACGUAUGCGACCUGGCGAGCCAUGUUCAACGAAUCGAUCCACGAAACGAAGGACUUGGCCCCGCACAUCGACAAGGCCGUCGAGGACCUCAACCCUUUGAAGGUGCUCAACUUGUUCCAAAGGAUCUUGCCGGAUGAUUGCGAGUUGUUGGGUUUGGACCCGAGCGUCGCCCGGCCGGAGGAGUUCUUGUGGCAGUACAUCUCGGUGCCGCCGGUGUGCAUUCGGCCUUCGGUUGCGCAGGAAGCGGCGACGAACGAGGACGACAUUACGGUCAAGUUGACCGAGAUUAUCUUCAUCAAUGCCGUCAUCAAGACGGGUCUAGUCAAAGGUGUGACGACGCAGAACUUGAUGGUGAGUGCCAAGCUUAAGAGUUAGAGCCAGCCUACAGCGUGAAUGUCGAGCUGAUAUAACCGCUUGUGCUUCCAGGAACAAUGGGAGUUUCUUCAACUCGCCGUCGCAACCUACAUCAACUCCGAGCUCCCCGGUAUCCCGACGACGAUCGGCCAGAAACCGAUACGAGGCUUCUGCCAACGUCUCAAGGGUAAACAAGGUCGAUUCCGUGGCAACUUGUCGGGGAAACGGGUCGAUUUCUCGGCGCGAACGGUCAUCUCCCCCGAUCCCAACUUGCAGAUCGACCAAGUCGCCGUCCCCGAACGCAUCGCCAUGGUCUUGACCUUCCCCGAUCGAGUCACACCCCACAACAUUGAGCGACUACGACAGGCCAUCAGGAAUGGGCAUGACGUGCAUCCCGGAGCGAACUUUGUUUUGGCUGGUGGCUCGGAGAUGUUCAAAAAGUUCCUCAAGUUUGGUGAUCGCGAUAUGAUGGCCGAUCGAUUGAGGAUCGGGGAUAUCGUCGAGAGGCAUCUCCGGGAUGACGAGUAA